Messenger RNA from Phragmites australis (common reed), 774 nucleotides. RefSeq names its product dolichyl-diphosphooligosaccharide--protein glycosyltransferase subunit DAD1. Lineage: Eukaryota; Viridiplantae; Streptophyta; Magnoliopsida; Poales; Poaceae. The record is from RefSeq and is a predicted model, not a curated record. Gene Ontology annotation, cellular component: oligosaccharyltransferase complex; membrane. The coding region runs from base 200 to 544 and encodes 114 amino acids. Gene Ontology annotation, biological process: protein N-linked glycosylation. The transcript has 6 exons.
UGUGGGCCCACGUUGAUACGGCUACUGAAGCUUUGCUCCCAGAUGGCGUCGUCCCUCCCGAACUGAAGUGUCUCUCCUCUUCUCUCAUCCUUCCGGCGGCCGGGCGAGACGAGGCGAGGCGAGGCGGCCAGGACCCCCUUCCACCGAACCGCGGCGUCGGUGGCUCUCUUCUAGGAGUUGAAUACACGAGGUUUUCAAGAUGCCGAAGACCACAAGCGAUGCAAGGCUUCUGAUCCAGUCCCUGAGCAGGGCUUAUGCUGCCACACCAACGAACCUUAAGAUUAUUGACCUGUAUGUGGUUUUCGCUGUUGCUACUGCUCUUAUUCAGGUUGCUUACAUGGGACUUGUAGGGUCAUUCCCCUUCAACUCCUUCCUCUCAGGUGUCCUUUCAUGCAUAGGAACUGCAGUACUUGCUGUUUGCCUCCGCAUUCAAGUCAACAAAGAUAACAAGGAGUUCAAGGAUCUUCCCCCGGAAAGGGCUUUUGCAGAUUUUGUUCUGUGCAAUCUGGUGCUCCACCUGGUGAUCAUGAACUUCCUUGGAUAAGCAAUUGCUCUACAAGUGGUUCAGAUUUUGUAGUCCAGAUUGUGGUAGCUGGUCAGCGCGUCUCAAUUUAUGGAACUGUCGUAAUAUCAGAUACUCGUAUGAUCUCUCACAAAUUACUUAUGUAAGCCAAGAAAUUUUCCAGGAACUAUCAGUCCAAUGGUGGAUCCAGUGUUGACAAUGUAUGAGCACUUGCUUAAUUCGAGGAAGUGAAAAAGGCUAGAUUAUUUGAA